This is a messenger RNA of Raphanus sativus (radish), 1793 nucleotides long. Its product is annotated as serine/threonine-protein kinase PBS1. The transcript has 5 exons. The record is from RefSeq and is a predicted model, not a curated record. Gene Ontology annotation, molecular function: protein kinase activity; ATP binding. The coding region runs from base 221 to 1678 and encodes 485 amino acids. NCBI's taxonomy places the organism in Eukaryota, Viridiplantae, Streptophyta, Magnoliopsida, Brassicales, Brassicaceae. Gene Ontology annotation, biological process: protein phosphorylation.
AUCUCCCUUCUCUCUCUAGUUCGAAUCUGAACACAAAGUUAGUUUUUUUUUUCUUGAUACCCGGAUGCUCAAUUCCCUCCUUUAUUUCCGGGCAUAGCUUAAAGUUUCUACCUUUUGUCGUUUUUUUUCUUCUUCUCCAUUGGUUCGUUGAUUUUCUCAAAAGGGUUGCUGCAAGUUUUGAUUACUUAUUCAUCAUCGAAACUUGAGUUGGAGGAGGAGGAUGGGUUGUUUCUCGUGUUUUGAUUCGAGUGACGAUGAGACGCUGAAUCCAGCUGAGGAAUCCAAGGCUCAGAAACAAUCACAGCCGACAGUUUCUAAUAGCUUGUCUGGACUACCUUCAGGUCUUUUGAUUAUUCAAUCACCUAUUCUCUACGGUCACACGCUCUCUCAAGAUCUGAUCCUUAUUAGGCCUAACGUGGUUUGGUCUGGUCAUAACAACUUGGUAGCUGUUUUAGGUGGGGAGAAGCUUAGCUCAAAGAGCAAUGGAGUCUCGAAAACGGAGCUACUUCUUCCAAGAGAUGGGCUUGCACAAAUCGCUGCUCACACAUUUGCUUUCCGCGAGCUCGCUGCUGCUACUAUGAACUUUCACCCCGACACUUUCUUAGGCGAAGGCGGAUUCGGACGUGUCUACAAAGGAAGGCUUGACAGUACUGGUCAGGUUGUUGCAGUUAAACAGUUGGACAGGAAUGGUCUACAAGGCAACAGAGAGUUUCUGGUAGAGGUUCUCAUGCUCAGCCUUCUUCAUCAUCCCAACUUAGUCAACCUUAUUGGUUACUGUGCUGAUGGAGAUCAACGCCUCUUGGUCUAUGAGUUUAUGUCCUUAGGAUCUUUGGAAGAUCACCUCCACGAUCUUCCACCGGAUAAGGAAGCCUUAGACUGGAACAUGAGAAUGAAGAUAGCUGCUGGUGCAGCCAAAGGUUUGGAGUUUCUACAUGACAAGGCAAACCCUCCGGUUAUCUACAGAGAUUUCAAGUCUUCAAACAUUUUACUGGACGACGGUUUCCACCCAAAGCUUUCUGACUUUGGACUUGCUAAACUCGGACCAACAGGAGACAAAUCUCAUGUCUCCACUAGAGUCAUGGGCACUUACGGUUACUGUGCUCCCGAGUACGCUAUGACAGGACAGUUGACAGUUAAAUCAGAUGUCUACAGUUUCGGUGUGGUGUUUCUCGAGCUCAUUACUGGUCGAAAGGCAAUAGAUACUGACAUGCCUCAUGGAGAGCAGAACCUAGUGGCAUGGGCUCGCCCGUUGUUCAAUGAUAGGAGAAAGUUUAUAAAACUGGCGGAUCCUAAGUUAAAGGGGAGGUUUCCAACGCGUGCACUGUACCAAGCAUUAGCUGUGGCUUCAAUGUGCAUCCAAGAGCAGGCGGCUACACGUCCUCUCAUAGCUGAUGUGGUCACUGCACUCUCGUAUCUUGCAAACCAAGGUUACGAUCCGAACAAGAAUGAAAGAGGGGCGAGGUUGAUGACAAGGAACGAUGAAGGAUGUGUGUCGGGAAGUAAAUUUGACUUGGAAGGUUCUGAGAAAGAAGAUUCGCCUAGAGAGACAGCUAGGAUGUUGAACCGAGACAUUAAUAGGGAGCGUGCGGUUGCGGAAGCUAAAAUGUGGGGAGAGAGUUUGAGGGAGAAACGAAGACAGAGUGAGCAAGGAACUUCAGAGAGUAACAGCACCGGUUAAAACCGGUUUGGGUUUUAAACCCCUUUUUUGUUCUUGUAUCACAAACUCUCAUUUGUUCUGAAACAUAGAAAAAAAAUUAAAGAAAAUAAUUUAAAGAAAAAAACAUUGGGACAAA